AUGAUUGCCAUUCAAGAAAUAGACAGUGACGAUAAUAUCGUCAAUGAACUACUGACCAACAAUUGGAAUUCAACAUUAACUGUUAAUAAUCAAACACAAACAACAACAGUCAACUAUCAACUCAACAACAGUGACACAACAGCAGCACAAGUAAUUGCAACGAUAUCAUUCUCACAACAACCAAGAGAUAUUCAUUUUGGAAAUCAAGUGAUCCACAUUGAUUCCAAUUCAAUCAAACUAUCGGUCAACAUCAGCGAUUGGACAUUCUCAACAUUCUUGACAACACUCAGAGUUAUAUUCAAAACAACCAUCAACAAUGAUCAAUCAAUUGAAUUUGAUUGUCAAGAUGUUAAUAUUGAUACAUUGACAUACGAUCAACUAUCCAACAACAUUCAAUAUCUUCGUGUAGUCAAAGAUAACAUUCAAUUCACAGGUAGAUUUAUCGAUUAUGUAUUAUCAGAUGGCAGACCAACAUUCUCUAAAACAUCAAUCAUCAACAAAACGGCUGAAUCAUCAUCAUCAUCUGAUCAAUCAACCGUACUCAUUGGAAUUAGUAUGCCACAAUGUCAAUCGUGUGCACUCGAUCCGGAUUUCACACCAUUAUUGAUCGACAAGAGUGCUGAAAGUGGAUGUGACAGUAAAUCAAACACAUGGAGAAUCAUUGUUGGUGUUGUUGUCGGAGUAUUUGGUGCUGUUGCCAUUGCAGUAGCAUCAGUAAUCUUGAUUAAAAAGAAAAGAGUUACUAAAAGAUACAAUAAGAAUAUGCAACAGAAAUUGUCAAACAUGUCUACAUAUAUUAGACAAUUGAUAUUCAAUCAUGUAGGUGUGAUAUCAAAUCGAUUGUAUCCAAAAGAUAAAAGUAGUAGUGGUAGACAACGACUAUCAUUAAAAGGAAGAGAUAUCAUCAAAUUACCCUUCCUUGGAAUGAUAUCAAAGUAUGGGCUGCCUUGGCACUUUGUUAGACAUUAUCUACCAUCGGAUUGUACUGAAAUACUACUCAAAAGAAGAAAAAGAGUGAUCACUCAAUACUGCUGUCAUCCCAAUGCAACAUUGGAUACACUCAAGCGUCUAGUGGAAUGGUCAAAUGAUGAUGUUGGGUUUGAUUGGGAGUACUUGAAAGGAUACAACAACAACAAAAACAGCAACAACCAACAAAUAAGAAAUCAAGAAAUAUUGGAAUAUCUAAUCAAGAGAUGUCAAGUUGAUCGAGACAAGGAUGACUUUCUCAUUUGUGCAAUGGAUGUGGCAUGCACAUACGGCUAUCUUUCAUCAAUCAAGUUGAUCAAGAAAAUUAUUGUAAAGAGUUAUUAUGAAGCAAUUGGCAUUGCCUCUAGUAACGGAUUCAUUGACAUUGUAAAGUAUUUACACGAGAAUGGAGCUGAAGGUGGAGGCACAAAAGAUGAAGGUUGUAGUACAAAGGCAAUGGAUGAAGCAGCACAGAAUGGUCAUUUAGAAGUUGUAAAGUAUCUUCAUUUUAAUCGAACUGAAGGGGCAACAACCUAUGCUAUGAAUAAUGCAGCUGGAAAUGGUCACAUUGAAAUUGUUAAAUUCUUACAUGAACAUCGUCAAGAAGGAUGUACUCGAGCUGCAGUGUGUAAUGCAUCUGGAAAUGGUCACAUUGAUGUUGUAAAGUUCCUUUCAGAGUGUCGUACUGAAGAUGCAACCUAUGCUAUGGAUAUGGCAGCUGGAAGAGGUCACAUUGAAAUUGUAAAGUACCUUCAAGAGCAUCGAAGUGAAGGUGCAACAAUUAAUGCUAUGGAUUGGGCUGCUCAAAAUGGACACAUUGAAGUGGUAAAGUAUCUUCAAGAGCACCGUACAGAGGGUGUAACUACAUGGGCUAUGGAUUUGGCAGCUUUACUUGGCUACACUGAAACUGUAAAAUACCUUUCUGAACAUCGUACUGAAGGUGCAACUACAAUGGCUAUGGAUAAUGCAGCUGGAAGAGGUCACAUUGAAAUGGUAAAGUAUCUUCAUUUCAACAGAACUGAAGGUGCUGUCGAUGCUCUUGAUAGGGCUGCUCAAAACGGACACAUUGAAAUGGUAAAGUAUCUUCAUUUCAAUCGUAGUGAAGGUGCAACAACUGAUGCUAUGGAUCGGGCUGCUCGAAACGGUCACAUUGAAAUUGUCAAAUUCCUUUCAGAGCAUCGUACUGAAGGUGCAUCAAAGGAAGCUAUGGAUCAGGCAGCUCGAAAAGGACACAUUGAAAUGGUAAAAUACCUUCAAGAGCAUCGUAGUGAAGGUGCAACAACCGAUGCUAUGGAUUGGGCUGCUGGAAACGGUCACAUUGAAAUUGUUAAAUACUUACAUUUUAAUGGAAGUGAAGGAUGUACUAGCAAAGCUAUUCAGUCUGCUUGUGAAGGAGGACAUCUAGAAGUGGCAUCUUUCUUGGUCAAUGUCAGAAAUGAGAAAUGUAAUCAAGAACUACUACAAAAUAAUGAAAGAAAAAAGAUGACCGUAAUAAUAAUAAUGACUACUACUUCAACCACAUUUCAUUCUAUCUUUAGAGCUCAAUACAUUAGACAAUUGAUAUUCAAUCAUGUAGGUGUGAUAUCAAAUCUAUUGUAUCCAAAAGAAUACAAAAGUAGUAUAUAUGAAACUGAUGAUGAUGACGAUGAAAGUGGUCGAUAUGAUGGUAGUGGUGGUGUUAGACAACGAUCAUUAGUUGGUAGAGAUAUCAUCAAACUACCUCUUUUUGGAAUGAUAUCAAAGUUUGCGAUGCCUUGGGAGUUUGUUUGUCAUUAUCUACCAAAAGAUGAUUGUAGUAGUAGUAGUAACGACAGAGAUCAGGUCCAAAUCAAAAGAAGAAAAAGAGUGAUCACUCAAUACUGUCUUCAUCCGAAUGCAACAUUGGAUACACUCAAUCAUCUAUUGGAAUGGUGUCAAGAUGACAUUGAUUGGGUGUACUUGACAGGAAAUAUCAAUGUACUAAGAAAUCAAGAGAUAUUGGAGAAUCUAAUCAAUAGAUGUCAAGUCGAUGAGGACAAAGAUCAUUUUCUCAUCAGUGCAAUGGAUGUGGCUUGCACAAAUGGUUUUCUUUCAUCAGUCAAGUUGAUCAAGAAAAGUAUUAUAAAGAGUUACUACCAAGCAAUUGUCAUUGCUUCUAGUAGGGGGUUCAUUGACAUUGUAAAGUAUCUACAUGAGAAUAGAACUGAAGGUGGAGGCACAAAAGAAGCGAUGGAUGAAGCUGCAAGACAUGGCCAUUUAGAUAUUGUAAAGGUAAGUAGUAUAACUGAAGGUGCAACAAAAUGGGCUAUGGAUGGUGCCGCUGGAAAUGGUCACAUUGAAAUUGUUAAAUACCUUUCAGAGCAUCGUAGUGAAGGUGAAACUACCGACGCUUUGGAUUGGGCUGCUCAAAAUGGCCACAUUGAAAUUGUUAGAUACCUUUCAGAGCAUCGUAGUGAAGGUGCAACUACCGACGCUUUGGAUUGGGCUGCUCAAAACGGCCACAUUGAAAUUGUUAGAUACCUUUCCGAGCAUCGUAGUGAAGGUGCAACUACCUAUGCUAUGGAUCUGGCUGCUCGAAAUGGUCACAUUGAAAUUGUCCAAUAUUUACAUUUUAAUCGAAGUGAAGGAUGUAGUAGAGCAGGUAUUAAGUCUGUUUGCGAAAAAGGAUUACUGGAAAUAGCAUCAUUUCUAAUCAAUGUCAGAAAUGAGAAAUGUGAUGAAGAACUACUACACACUGCAUCAAUGAAAGGACACUAUGAUAUUGUCAAGUUGAUGCUCCCACAAUUCACAGAUAUAGAACCCAUUCAAAGUGUCAUACAACAUUUGAAUGCCAUGGACGACCAUUUUGAAAUCAUUCAUCUACUCGAGAAUCAUUUACAUCUGCUGAUAGAAAUGAAUAAAUAA
This is a messenger RNA of Cavenderia fasciculata, 3849 nucleotides long. RefSeq lists its product as uncharacterized. The transcript is spliced from 11 exons. NCBI's taxonomy places the organism in Eukaryota, Evosea, Eumycetozoa, Acytosteliales, Cavenderiaceae. Gene Ontology annotation, molecular function: protein binding. The record is from RefSeq and is a predicted model, not a curated record. Bases 1 to 3849 code for a protein of 1282 amino acids.